AUGAAAUUUAUUACACUCGCUGCCCUUUCUGCGCUUGUUGCAAGCACUUACGCUACUGAUGGUCUCACAGACUGUUACUGGGAAGGUACUGUCCAAUAUUGUUACUAUGAGGGUGAAUUAGGUGUCGUUGUGCCAUCUGCUUCUCCAGAUUCGGGAGUUACCUCUUACGCUACCUGUUACACCAAAGUCGGAAAGAUCAUCUGUUUGAACGAUAGAGAUGACAAGGUUGUCUGGUACGAAGGUACUGAUGCUGCGUCUGUGGCUUCGACUGCUACUGCCAAUGAUUACACUUAUACUGGCUCCACCUCUGCCAAUAGUGCUUCUUCGACUGGUACUACUUCUGCUAGCACUAUUGUUGCUAGUACUACUGCUAUAGGUUCGAACUCCACCACAGACAGUACUACUUCCAGCUCGGACUCAAGCUCAACAUCUGCUGCUGCAAGUUCAUCAGCAUCCUCUUCGGCUGCUAGUGGUUCUAUCAUGGGAGUCCCAUCUGCCUUAGGUGCUUUAUUAGCCGUGGCACUCGCUUCUUUGUAUUAA
This is a messenger RNA of Dujonia railenensis, 540 nucleotides long. The record is from the annotation of a GenBank genome assembly. Lineage: Eukaryota; Fungi; Ascomycota; Pichiomycetes; Serinales; Debaryomycetaceae.